AUGGAUUCCAGAGAGGUUUCAACGCACGUUAAGAAUCUAGAGAAGUUUAAGACCAACGAUGAAACUGUAUUAGAUAUUUUAAAGGCCUUGGAGAAAGAAGUUGUCCCCACUGAAAAGUUAUUAAGAGAGACCAAAGUUGGUGUCGAAGUUAACAAGUUCAAGAAAUCCCAAAAUGCAGAGAUUGUCAAACUUGUUAAACGUAUGAUUUCUUCUUGGAAAGAAACUAUCAAUAAGAGUAAAAAGGCCAAGAUUCAACCGCAGUCACAACAACAACAACCAUCAACAUCUCAAAAUCCAUCAACACAGCAACUGAGUCCCACAGAGCCAAGAAAACAGGACAAAUUUGUCUCAUCGAAGCCUAGAAACAGCAAGAAUGAUGGUGUCGAUACCAAUAUUUACAAUCACAAGUUGAGAGAUAUGGUGAUAAGAGCACUUUACGACGCACUGGCAAAGGAAAGUGAGCAUCCGCCCUCGUCAGUUCUAGAUUCCGCAAAGUCUAUUGAAGAAGAGAUGAACAAAUUGAACAACUGUGACGAAAAUGAGAAGGCCUAUAAGGACAAAUACAGAAUUAUUUAUUCUAACAUCAUUUCUAAGAACAACCCAGAUUUAAAGCAUAAAAUCACUAACGGGGACGUUACGUCACAGUACUUGGUUUCCUGUGAUCCCAAAGAAUUGGCACCUGAACAUCUCAAAAAGAAGUUGGAGGAAAUUGCUAAACAGAAUCUGCACAACGCCCAAGGUGCUACCAUUCAAAGGUCCAUUACUGAUAGAUUUACCUGUGGUAAGUGCAAGGAAAAGAAAGUUUCUUACUAUCAAUUACAAACGAGAUCUGCUGAUGAACCAUUGACUACAUUCUGUACAUGUGAAGCCUGUGGUAAUAGGUGGAAGUUCUCUUAG
Molecule: messenger RNA, 897 nt
Organism: Zygosaccharomyces rouxii
Lineage: Eukaryota; Fungi; Ascomycota; Saccharomycetes; Saccharomycetales; Saccharomycetaceae
Gene: DST1
Product: transcription elongation factor DST1
Exons: 1
Coding region: 1-897 (298 amino acids)
Biological process (GO): transcription elongation by RNA polymerase II; transcription antitermination; DNA-templated transcription
Cellular component (GO): nucleus
Molecular function (GO): zinc ion binding; RNA polymerase II transcription regulatory region sequence-specific DNA binding
Source: RefSeq, a predicted model, not a curated record